GGUCAUGUCUGGAAGUGACGCGUUGUUUUCUGAAAUUGACAGAUGGUGCUUAAUUGACAUUUCUUUGAGCCCAGAUGAGAAUGUGGGAAGGAAAUGAAUCUAGUAUUCUCUUAUUUGCUGUUUCACACAAGUUCAAGGAAAGUUAAACUCAACAGCUAUAAUCAAGGACAUCAAUUAGAUCAAGGUUGACGCUGAAUUAUCUAUGGAGGCACAGGCUGGAUCAAAUGUGGAGCAUAAGGCAAACACGCACGUGCACGAAGCGCGCGCCUGACUCUCCUUCAGCACUGACUGAGGAGCUGCAGCACAUCUCCUCUUAAUUGGACUCCGCGAGUUCAAAUGAUCCUCCAUCAGCUUCCUGUGGAUUAAUGCUCAGGCAUGCAGGCACCAAAUAAGACAUAAGAACAGUGUGCUACAGGCAGUAAACAGAGAAGCAACAGCCCAGCUUCAGCAUGUUCAGAGCCGUGUUUGGAAACAAGAGGGAUGGAGGAAAACGAGGGGAGAAAAAGAAGCAGAGGAAUCAAGGUGGCACCUUGCAGAGAGAGAGAACUGGGCGUGCCACACACUACCAAGACCACAUCAUCAACUACACAGAGAGCCCAGUGAGACGGGGGAGACUGACCAAGGGGGUGUCCAUUUCCCUCCCGUCCUCCCCUCUCCUCCCCCGCCCUGCAGACGUGGCUCCCUCACAGUCGUGCAUCAAGUUCUCAGGACGGGCAAAGAAGCCGGAGUAUGUGGAUGGCUCUUCCAAUGCGAGAGACCCCCUCGUCUUUGCCUCGUGCCGUGGCGAGGCAGACCACAGAGACCUCCACGUGGAGCCACAGCCGGGCUCCUCCCUUUCUACCCAGGAACUGAUGACCAGACUAUGCUUCUUAUUGGGAGAAGCAACGCCCGGCACUGCUAGCUCUCCUAUGGAGGACAGAAGGGAAAAGAAGUGUGAUUCCUCCGCCCAGGGGGGGAGUCCCAGCUCCACUCUGACCUGCAGCACCGCCUCCCCCUGCUCAGAGAGCCCCUCAUCCACGCUGAGCCACAGCGCAGGGGGUCAGUCUUUGCACCAGCCUUUAUCUUUACCGUCCCCGCUCUGCAGCUCCAGCACCAGCCCCAGUGGCACCCUCUCCAGCCCUGUACCCAGCCCCGCCCCCGGUCCUGCUCCUGGAUCCAUCACCAGGAGCAGCCCUGGGCCGCCUUCUCAUAGCCCGACCUCCACCCUGGAGAGCAAAGACAGUGGAAUCAUAGCGACUAUCACGAGUUCAUCUGAGAAUGAGGAGCGCAGCACCUCCAGUGAGGUCACGAGUAAGGAUGAAGGUCUGGGAGGAGGUACUGGUGCAGGAGGACAUGCGAGCGAGGACCGCCACGCAAGGACGACAAGGGACAAUCUGACCGCCAAACAAGAUGAGGCCUUACCUCGGACUGACAUCAUGGAGCCCAGGACUCCCCCGGCUCCGAAAAGACCCCUCCCACAGCACCACAUACACAGCACCUCCUCUCUCGUGAUGCAGCGCCCAAACUCUGUGGCAGCUACCAGCUCCACUCGACUUGAGGAUCUGAGUUUUCUGGACACCCAAAGGGCGGCCGGGCACAGGAGCUCUGUCCGUAAACACAACACAGCUGGACGCACAAUCGAUGACUCUAAAGGGAGAUUGGUGCCAUUCAAACAAGCAGACAUCAUGCUGAAACCGCUGCUCUUUGAAGUCCCAGGCAUCACCUCAGAAACACCUUUCGUGGGCCGGGAUUGGCUCUUCACGCGCCUGGAGGAGGUCCUGAGGAAAACGAGCAGCUGCGAAGGCCGCGGCGCUGUCAUUGUGGGUAACGCCGGAUCCGGGAAGACGGCUAUCAUCUGGCGGCUGGUGACGCUCAGCUGUCAUGGCAUGCGCACGCCUCAGGCAGGUCCCAGCAUCCCUCACAGUCCUGGCUCCUCCCCAAAGUGUGGGGAUAAGCCGGGAAAAACUGCCUCCAAACAGCCAGCUGACUCCCAGCCCAACCAGAGCGCUGUCGCAGGAGCGAGCGAUAGUACGCCACCGAGGAAGGAGGCUGUCAGAUGCCUCGCUGCCAAGGUGGUUGCCUACCAUUUCUGUCAGGCUGACAACACCUACACCUGCCUGGUACCAGAGUUUGUCCACAGUCUUGCCGCCCUGUUGGCCAGAGCGCCACAGCUGGCCGCAUACCGGGAGCUGCUGGUCCAAGAGCCUCACCUCCAGAACACACUCAGCCUUCGAUCCUGCGUUCAGGACCCCAUCGCUGCCUUUCGAAAGGGCGUCCUGGAGCCCAUAGCCAGCCUGCGAAAGGAGCGGAGGCUACCGGACGAAGAGUACAUCAUACUGGUCGACAGUCUGAAUGAGGCAGAGUUCCACAAACCAGACUAUGGAGACACAAUCGCCACCUUCAUCACCAAAAUCAUCUCCAAGUUUCCAGCCUGGCUGAAGCUGGUGGUCACGGUCAGGACGGGCCUGGUGGAAAUCACCACCCUGCUUCCCUUCUCUGGCAUCUCUCUGGACAUCCUCCCCGACAGCAGUGAUCUGGGAGCUGACCUGAGUGACUACAUCCAUCACCGGGUCAGCAGCAGCUCCCAGGUCGCCGCUAACGUCACCACGCCCACGGGCACGGCUCCGGAUCAGCUGCUCCUCAGCAAGUUCAGCAGCCACCUGACCACACGCAGCCACGGCUCCAUCCUCUACCUGCAGCUCACCCUGGAUCUGUUCCACAAGGGGCACCUGUGUCUGAAAGGAGGGAACUACCUGGUGGUGCCAGUCUCCCUGUCAGAGGUGUACCUGCUGAUGUGUCGUGGGAGCUUCCCGGAUAAAGAGGUCUUCGAACGAGUGCUUCCAGUGCUAAAUGUGGCUCUGGCGUCUCUGCACCCACUGACUGAUGAGCAAAUGUUCAGGGCGCUGAAUGCAGGCAGCGUGAUGGGGGAGCUGGAGUGGAAGGACUUCCAGCAGAGAUUAGACAGCCUGGCUGGAUUCAUGGUGAAACGCAGGGACGGCACCCGGAUGCUGUGUCACCCAUCCUUCAGAGAGUGGCUGGUUUGGAGAGCAGACGGAGAGAGCAAUGACUUCCUCUGUGACCCAAGGAGCGGCCAUGCCCUCCUGGCCUUCAUGUUCUCCAGACAGGAGGGCAAACUGAACCGGCAGCAGACCAUGGAACUGGGACAUCACAUCCUCAAGGCUCACAUAUUCAAGGGUCUGAGUAAGAAGACAGGUGUGUCCUCCAGCGUUCUGCAGGCCAUGUGGGUGAACUGCAGCACAGACAGUCUGUCCGCUGCUCUGGCCUCCCUGAGGAAUUUAUACACGCCCAACAUCAAGGUGAGUCGUCUGUUGAUGCACGGUGGAGCUAGUGUGACCUGGUGUACCGAGGUGAUAGGACACGCCCCUAUUCUGGCCGUCCACGCCCACCUUGGGCACGUGGAGAUGAUCGCUUUGCUGCUUGAGAUGGGCGCACCUGUGGACGGGACCACUGACAGCGGCAUGACGCCUCUGUGUUUGGCUGCAGCAGCAGGACACGCCGAUAUCGUCACCCUGCUCUGCAAGAAAGGGGCCAAGGUGGGCCAUGCUGAUAAGAGUAGCCAGUGUGCUCUGGUCCACGCUGGGCUGAAGGGCCAUACAGACAUCAUCAGCAUCUUGCUGGGCCAGGAUUGGGGAACGGAGAUCCCCACCGACCCUCCGCAGCAGCACCAAGGCAACGAGUCAGUGACGGGGAGAGCACAGGCAGCCCAGCAGGCGGUCACAGCUGCAGCCAGUGUGGGACACACACAGGUGGUGAAGAGCCUGCUGGACUUGAAAGAUGAACAGCUGGCAGUGCAGAUGGACGCUCACGAUUCUCUCUGGGGAGAAACGGCUCUCAGCGCGGCAGCAGGGAGAGGGAGGAUGGAGAUGUGUUUGUUCCUCCUGGAGCGGGGGCCGGGGCUGGAUAUACCCAAUCGUAGGGGGAUGGUCCCGCUGCUCAGCGCCACCAAACACGGACACACGCAGGUGGCAGAGGUGCUCCUGAAGCACGGGGCAGAUAUCAACGUCAGCGACAAGCAGGGUCGCACUCCCUUGAUGCUGGCGGCUGCUGAGGGCCACACGAGCACCGCUGAGCUCCUGCAGUUAAAGGGAGCCUCUCUGUCCUCGACCGACAACGAGGGGCUGACUGCUCUGAGCUGGGCCUGCAUGAAGGGGCAGAAGGGGGCGGUGCAGCUUCUGGUGGAGCUGGGAGCAGACGUCAACCACCCGGACCGACAGGGACGGACACCGCUCGACAUCGCUGCCCUCAACGGGGACGCGGACUCUGUGCAUUGCCUGGUGGAACAUGGAGCCGUGUUAGAGCGAGCGGACAACAGUGGCCGAGGAUCAGACCGAGCCACCGGAUGCCAGAACCCGGCUCUGGUGGCCUCGCUUCUCAAGAAAGGAUCCAAGACAGGCUACAGGACGGCUCCACACGACAGAUCAGGGCAUGCUACAUGGGCGAUGGCGUCCUCCAAACCGGACAUCCUCCUCAUCCUGCUGCAGAAACUGAUGGAGGAAGGGAACUUACUUUAUAAGAAGGGACGUAUGAAGGAGGCAGGCCAGCGUUAUCAGUACGCCCUGAGGAAGCUCCCUCGCGAGGGGCAAGGAGAGGAGCUGAAAGGGCUCAAAGACCUGCGGGUGUCUCUCUUUCUCAACCUCUCCCGCUGCCGCAGGAAAACCAAUGACUUCGGCAUUGCUGAGGAGUUUGCAACAAAAGCCCUGGAACUCAAACCCCGGUCUUAUGAAGCGUUUUAUGCCCGAGCACGAGCCAAAAGGAGCAGCAGGCAGUUCGCUGCAGCGCUGGCAGACCUCCAUGAAGCAGCACGACUCAGCCCGUCCAACCGGGAGAUCCGGCGCCUGCUGAUCCGGGUAGAGGAAGAAUGCAAACAUCAUCAGAAGUUAGCCAGCAACAACGCUGUGCUGGGUUACAACAGGGACCCUCACACCCACCACCACCAGGCCACCGAGGACGAGACGGACGGUUUCUCACAGGGAAGUCUGGAGAGGCAGAUCCCCUCGGAGCAGACCGACACAGACAAGGAUGAAGAGAAGGAGGACGACGAAGAGGUGAGCCUGCAGUGUGGGAAGAGUCCAGAGUUCUGGCCCCUGAAUCCGUACGCUCCAAACAGGACUCUCCCUGGAGGUGUGGCCUUUGGUUUACAGGACCAGUCCCCGUGUUUCCCUCCAGAGGAGUUUGUUCAGAAUCCACUAUUUGUGGAGCUGCCUGAACCUGUUCCUGCGAUAAACAGGCAGAGCCAGAGCAGCAGGACUCAUCACCACUGCCACUCACUGCAGGCCGGAGGCAGAGUUGGGGGCAGACCUCUGUCUCUGUGCGGGCCCUCCAGUCCUCUGCCAGGCCGGCACAUCUCCACCUCCCUGAGGCCUGCUGGGGUGCUAGGAAUCGACAUCGGUCCUGGAUCCAUCAAUGAACACGCGGGACACAGCCCCACUGAGCACUACCACCCCAUGUCCCCCAGCAGCUCCUCCCCUCCCGGGCCACUCCACAUGUACCAGCCCCGCUCCUCCAGCUUCUCCAGGGGCUCCGAUAGAUUCUCAACCCACUCCGUGGCUCUGGACGGCCUUGCUCUCGCUCUCGGGUCGGGUAUGGAGGUCAGGAGGGAGGGUGGAGGAGGAGGAACAGCCGGCUCACGGGGCUCCAGCUCCAGUCAGGCCUCCAGUGGGAAUCUAUCAGACGGCGGCAGGCAGCAGAUUCCUGAAGCGCCGUGCCCCAUCAAGAGCAGCGGAAGCUUCAAGACGAAACCUGAACUGAAGCCACGACCGUUCAUGGGGGUCAUGGACAAAUCAGUGCGAGUCCAGGGCCAGCAGACCUCCGGCAUGAGCCGAGGAGGGGAGAGCUUCAGCAUGUCGGUGAUGGAGUUUCAAGGGUUCAACAAUGAGUUCAAACGCGCGUCGUUCCAGGAGCAGCUCUCUGGAAGUCACACCAACAGCCAGCAGCAGGGCCGGGACUUUGGAGAGCGGCUCCACCAGAGAGAGGCCAGAGGAACCACAUCCUCCCAGCUACGCUUCCCUGAAGGGAGGCACAGACAGGCCAGCCUCACCAGAGACAACCCGGCUCUGCACAUGGCGCCCAUCAAACCCAAACGCUCGUUUAUAGAGUCCAACGUCUGAGUCGAGUUCAUCAGAGCACACAAGCAGGUGCUCAAACUGUGUCCCACAUAAGGUAGCAGGGGAGCCUGGUCUGAGAGCAGCCCCCCUCCCCGCAGCCUGUUUUGUAGAUUAAAGCUGCUGCACUGCAUUUACAAUCUAGAACCGGUGUUCUACUCAGGCUACUCCGCUUCUGCUUACACGUCUGCCGCUACAAUAGUGUAUUCAAGGAAACCAGACAUACCUUAAGUAGGGAUUUAAAAAGUAAGUCGUUGUCUCAACUUUAAUUUAUUCUAUCAAACAUAGCAGUCAGACAAAGCUUCAUGCACGAAUAUAAAAACCUCAUGCUAUUAGUCGCAAGAUAAGACCAUUUCUAUCGUCAUGUGUCUUUUAAAAAACAUUUAUAUUUGUACGGUGUACACUAUAUUUGCAGAUUAUAUAUUUCCCUGUCGGUGGAUAUCUGUCAGCGUUACAGGCUGUGUACUUGAGAUUCUUUUUCUUGGUACAUUUGAUAAAAAAAGGCACUGUACAUGGCGUCGUUGGAAACUUCUCAUCAUAAGCUAAGACUGAAUUGAUUGCUUCAAUAUUAACAGUAUAUGUUAUUUAUUUUUGCAUAGCAGAGAACAUACAAAGUGUUUAUUGGUUUAUUUGGACAGAGAGAGAAAGAGAGAGAGAGAGAGAGAGAGAGAGAUAGAGAGAGAGAGAGAGAGAGAGAGAGACUUGAACGUGGCUGUACGUCCACAUCGCUCCUUCAGAGUCGGACGCUGGAUUACAGAAUGUGACCACGUUAUUACUGUGGUAGAAUAAAACAUAAAUGGAGGAACACGUUUCUCUACAUCUACUUCUUUUACAAUAUUAUACAACAUUUAAUAAUACAUAUGAAGUGUUGCCUUAGCUUCAGAGUGUGUUUGGAUUAAUCUGUCUUUUCCUUUCACAGUGCAGCCGAACUUUAACCAAUAAAAAUCUGACAUCAGAAUAAAAACAAUAAAACCUGCAAACAUGUGA
Messenger RNA from Notolabrus celidotus (New Zealand spotty), 7088 nucleotides. RefSeq names its product protein TANC1-like. Bases 450 to 6107 code for a protein of 1885 amino acids. NCBI's taxonomy places the organism in Eukaryota, Metazoa, Chordata, Actinopteri, Labriformes, Labridae. Gene Ontology annotation, molecular function: protein binding. The transcript is spliced from 30 exons. The record is from RefSeq and is a predicted model, not a curated record.